Messenger RNA from Abrus precatorius (Indian licorice), 3240 nucleotides. RefSeq lists its product as uncharacterized. Lineage: Eukaryota; Viridiplantae; Streptophyta; Magnoliopsida; Fabales; Fabaceae. The record is from RefSeq and is a predicted model, not a curated record. The transcript is spliced from 11 exons. Bases 160 to 2712 code for a protein of 850 amino acids.
GCAUUUAAACGGUGCGUUUUGGGGGUGGUGAGUGAAGAAGAGAGAGAAAUUGGGUUGCAGUGUGCAGGCAGGGAGUAGUAGAGCAGGAUCAGAUCGAGAUUGAAGUAGGCACUCCACUUGUGUUGGAACCUUGAUCGCAUCAUCAGACACACAAACACGAUGAAUUUCUUGAUGCGGUCCACCACACACGUGUAUUCCGAACGAGAAAAGUCUCCGUCGACUCCUCCUCCUCCUGAGCCUCGCGCAGAUGCAACUUCGUCGUUGGAGAAUCUCAUGUCCGAAGACCCCUACGCGCACUAUUCCACACUCCAUCACUUCGGCGGCGACGUCGAUGCCGAAAGCGGCGCUGCUCCAAAUUCCAAAAACGACGUGCCGUUUUUCGCUAAACACUUGGAUGUUUCUCCACAGGAAGGAUGGAUUACUAUUCCUUACAAGGAUCUUCCUGAAGAUUGGAAUCGUGUGUCGGAUAUACGGUCCUUGUGCUCCCUAGAUCGUUCCUUUCUAUUUCCUGGUGAACAAGUUCAUAUCCUAGCAUGCUUGUCUGCUUGUAAGCAGGAUACGGAGAUUAUUACUCCUUUUAAAGUUGCUGCUAUGAUGAGUAAGAAUGGCAUAGGUCAUGGUCCUGACAAAGAAAAUGGUAAUGUUGAAAACAGAAACAAUUCAGUGACUGGAGAAGGGAAACUGAGUCCCAGCGGUGAAGAGCACAAAGUGGAAGACCUGGAAAAGGCAAAGAUUGAUCACCCAACUGAUGUUUCUGAUGGUGAAUCCCUUCUAAGGAUGGAGGUUCACAAAAGACAAACUGCAUUGUUGUUGCAAAAAUUUGAGAAUUCUCACUUCUUUGUGAGGAUUUCUGAGUACGAUGAACCACUUUGGACCAAACGAGGUUCUUCAGAAAAUUCAAGCUCCUCUGAACCAAAUGGCCAAAAGACAACAUCUGGAAGUAAUGAGAAUGCAAAAAAUGCGUCUUCUAUUUCUGCAGUAAUUGAUACAGCAAAUUUUGAUGCAACUAUUUCUGGUGGAGUGGCAAGAAAUUCUGUCAAGUGUUGUGCCCUACCAAAUGGAGAUAUAGUGGUUCUUUUACAGGUGAAUGUUGGUGUUGAAUUCCUGAGAGACCCUUGUAUAGAAAUUCUCCAAUAUGAAAAGUAUCAGGAAAAAUUACUGUCUUCUGAGAACCAGGACAAUCCAGUGCAUAUAAAUCAGGAUUCAUGUGGAGACUUAUUGAAAUGGAUACUACCAUUAGAUAACACUCUUGCCCCUGCUUCUCGCCAGCUUACUCCUCAGUUGUCUUCAAAUUCAGGAAGCAGUAGCACCUCUCAGAGGUCCAAUUCUUCCGCAUCAUCUGGCUCUCAAUUAUUCUCCUUUGGCAGCCAUUUUAGAAGUUACUCCAUGUCAUCAUUACCCCAAAAUACAAGUGCACCUACUGCUCCUUUAAAAGCAGCUAGUUCUAAGCCAAGCUUUGACAUUGAUGAUUGGGAUCAAAUCUCAUCUCAGAAAUUUUUUAGGAAAAAAAAUGGAGUUGAAGAACUUUUAUCCUUUCGAGGUGUAUCAUUGGAGCGAGAAAGAUUUUCUGUUUGUUGUGGAUUAGAAGGUAUCUAUACACCUGGAAGAAGGUGGAGAAGGAAAUUUGAAAUAGUACAACCUGUAGAGAUUCAUUCUUUUGCUGCUGACUGCAAUUCCGAGGAUCUUCUGUGUGUUCAGAUAAAGAAUAUUGCUCCUGCUCAUGUUCCAGAUAUUGUAGUAUUUAUAGAUGCUAUAACAAUUGUUUUCAAAGAGGCUACUAAAAGUGGACCACCUUCGUCGUUACCAAUUGCCUGUAUCGAAGCUGGAAAUGACCAUUCUUUACCAAAUUUGGCCCUCAGGAGAGGUGAAGAGCAUUCUUUUAUCCUUAAACCUGCAACUUCUACGUGGAAGAAUCUAAAGGUUCAGGAUGAAAGUUCUCAAGUUUUAAAGUUGCAAUCUGGAAACUCAGAAUCAAAAUUAAGUGUUUCCUCGAAGAGUCUUGACAGAACGAAGAUUGCUUCAAUUGAUGAUCAGUAUGCAAUUAUGGUGUCGUGUCGAUGCAAUUAUACAGCAUCAAGAUUAUUCUUUAAGCAAGCAACUAGCUGGCAACCACGUACAUUGAGGGAUAUUAUGAUCUCUGUUGCAUCUGAGAUGUCUGGAGAGUCGUCCAGACCUAAUGAAAGAAAUUCCGAACUUCCUGUGCAGGUUUUAACUCUUCAAGCUUCAAAUUUGACAUUUGAAGAUCUAACUUUGACAGUGCUUGCUCGAGCCUCCUUUAAUUCACCCCCUUCAGUGGUCUCUCUGAGUUCACCCACCAGUCCAAUGAGUCCUUUUAUUGGUUUCGCAGAAUUUUUGGGAAGGAUAAAUGGUGAAAGACAUACUGGUGCUGCUACCCAGGGGGGGAGCUUCACUUCUCUUGUCAAAGAAAAUGAGAAACAAAGUGAUGAUGCCAGACAGGCAAUUUCUAAUGAUGAUGUCAUUCCUAGUUCUGGCCUGAGUUGUACACAUCUUUGGCUGCAGAGUAGAGUUCCACUAGGAUGUAUCCCCUCUCAAUCCACAGCGACCAUUAAGCUUGAGCUACUUCCUUUGACGGAUGGCAUAAUUACACUUGACUCUUUGCAAAUCGAUGUCAAAGAAAAAGGUGUUACCUACAUCCCCGAGCGCUCACUAAAGAUAAAUGCAACUUCUAGCAUUUCCAAGGGAAUUAUUUAAAAUGGACUUGGGCUGGUUGCAUUUCUUUAAACACGUUAGAUAUCCUGUGCAGUAGAAGCAAAUAUGGAUAAUGUUUACUUGGAAUUGGAAUUUGUUCUUGCGACAUACUCUCAUUGACACAAAGGUAUCUUCCGUUAUUGUAGCAUUGUGAUGGAGUGGCGUGUCAAUUUAUUUAGAAAUAGAGGUUCACUUUUGUAUUGUAAACCACGAGGCUUAAAAUAGAUGAUUGUUACAUACCCCUUAAGGGGAAGUGUGUAAUCUUUAUAGAUAGAUCUAUUUUUUGUGAAGAUGUACGUAUCUGAUUCUUCAGAGUGAAAACAAUGAAUCGCCUCUUGAUUCAUAGCAGUGGGCAGCUGCUAUUCAGUGCGUUUCAAAUGAUCCAUCAGUGGAAACCUUGUAUUGAUGAAAUGCUGCUUUACAUUUUUUUUACAUACAUUAUUACACAGUAUUUUUGGUCGAUUAAUAUCCGGCCCAUUUCCGGCGUCCUUUUACGGGAUGAGCUAAAAAAUCUGAAUUCAAUUUGAGCCC